Pan troglodytes (chimpanzee) is the source of this 6357-nucleotide messenger RNA. It is a transcript of the gene ADAMTS16, whose product is annotated as ADAM metallopeptidase with thrombospondin type 1 motif 16. The transcript has 19 exons. Gene Ontology annotation, molecular function: metalloendopeptidase activity. Gene Ontology annotation, biological process: extracellular matrix organization; proteolysis. NCBI's taxonomy places the organism in Eukaryota, Metazoa, Chordata, Mammalia, Primates, Hominidae. Gene Ontology annotation, cellular component: extracellular matrix. The record is from RefSeq and is a predicted model, not a curated record. The coding region runs from base 223 to 3033 and encodes 936 amino acids.
CUUGCCCGCCCCGCGCUCUCCCACCGCUCCCACCGCCCCCGCCGCCGCGGCUGCCACUCCGCCCCCCGCGCCGCACGGAGCUUCAGUAAUAACCCCGGCGCGGCGGCGGAGUCGCUGUGGGGAAUCCUCCCGCGCUCUGCCUGGGUCGGGUCCUCCCUGCCCGCUCGCACGCUGCCGGCCGGGGACCCUCCGGUGGCCCCUAGCCCCUCGGAGCGCUCCUGGAUGAAGCCCCGCGCGCGCGGAUGGCGGGGCUUGGCGGCGCUGUGGAUGCUGCUGGCGCAGGUGGCCGAGCAGGCACCUGCGUGCGCCAUGGGACCCGCAGCGGCAGCGCCUGGGAGCCCGAGCGUCCCGCGUCCUCCUCCACCCGCGGAGCGGCCGGGCUGGAUGGAAAAGGGCGAAUAUGACCUGGUCUCUGCCUAUGAGGUUGACCACAGGGGCGAUUACGUGUCCCAUGAAAUCAUGCACCAUCAGCGGCGGAGAAGAGCAGUGGCCGUGUCCGAGGUUGAGUCUCUUCACCUUCGGCUGAAAGGCUCCAGGCACGACUUCCACAUGGAUCUGAGGACUUCCAGCAGCCUAGUGGCUCCUGGCUUUAUUGUGCAGACGUUGGGAAAGACAGGCACGAAGUCUGUGCAGACUUUACCGCCAGAGGACUUCUGUUUCUAUCAAGGCUCUUUGCGAUCACACAGAAACUCCUCAGUGGCCCUUUCAACCUGCCAAGGCUUGUCAGGCAUGAUACGAACAGAAGAGGCAGAUUACUUCCUAAAGCCACUUCCUUCACACCUCUCAUGGAAACUCGGCAGAGCUGCCCAGGGCAGCUCGCCGUCCCACGUACUGUACAAGAGAUCCACAGAGCCCCAUGCUCCUGGGGCCAGUGAGGUCCUGGUGACCUCGAGGACAUGGGAGCUGGCACAUCAACCCCUGCACAGCAGCGACCUUCACCUGGGACUGCCACAAAAGCAGCAUUUCUGUGGAAGACGCAAGAAAUACAUGCCCCAGCCUCCCAAGGAAGACCUCUUCAUCUUGCCAGACGAGUAUAAGUCUUGCUUACGGCAUAAGCGCUCUCUUCUGAGGUCCCAUAGAAAUGAAGAACUGAACGUGGAGACCUUGGUGGUGGUCGACAAAAAGAUGAUGCAAAACCAUGGCCAUGAAAAUAUCACCACCUACGUGCUCACGAUACUCAACAUGGUAUCUGCUUUAUUCAAAGAUGGAACAAUAGGAGGAAACAUCAACAUUGCCAUUGUAGGUCUGAUUCUUCUAGAAGAUGAACAGCCAGGGCUGGUGAUAAGUCACCAUGCAGACCACACCUUAAGUAGCUUCUGCCAGUGGCAGUCUGGAUUGAUGGGGAAAGAUGGGACUCGUCAUGACCACGCCAUCUUACUGACUGGUCUGGAUAUAUGUUCCUGGAAGAAUGAGCCCUGUGACACUUUGGGAUUUGCACCCAUAAGUGGAAUGUGUAGUAAAUAUCGCAGCUGCACGAUUAAUGAAGAUACAGGUCUUGGACUGGCCUUCACCAUUGCCCAUGAGUCUGGACACAACUUUGGCAUGAUUCAUGAUGGAGAAGGGAACAUGUGCAAAAAGUCCGAGGGCAACAUCAUGUCCCCUACAUUGGCAGGACGCAAUGGAGUCUUCUCCUGGUCACCCUGCAGCCGCCAGUAUCUACACAAAUUUCUAAGCACCGCUCAAGCUAUCUGCCUUGCUGAUCAGCCAAAGCCUGUGAAGGAAUACAAGUAUCCUGAGAAAUUGCCAGGAGAAUUAUAUGAUGCAAACACACAGUGCAAGUGGCAGUUCGGAGAGAAAGCCAAGCUCUGCAUGCUGGACUUUAAAAAGGACAUCUGUAAAGCCCUGUGGUGCCAUCGUAUUGGAAGGAAAUGUGAGACUAAAUUUAUGCCAGCAGCAGAAGGCACAAUUUGUGGGCAUGACAUGUGGUGCCGGGGAGGACAGUGUGUGAAAUAUGGUGAUGAAGGCCCCAAGCCCACCCAUGGCCACUGGUCGGACUGGUCUUCUUGGUCCCCAUGCUCCAGGACCUGCGGAGGGGGAGUAUCUCAUAGGAGUCGCCUCUGCACCAACCCCAAGCCAUCGCAUGGAGGGAAGUUCUGUGAGGGCUCCACUCGCACUCUGAAGCUCUGCAACAGUCAGAAAUGUCCCCGGGACAGUGUUGACUUCCGUGCUGCUCAGUGUGCCGAGCACAACAGCAGACGAUUCAGAGGGCGGCACUACAAGUGGAAGCCUUACACUCAAGUAGAAGAUCAGGACUUAUGCAAACUCUACUGUAUCGCAGAAGGAUUUGAUUUCUUCUUUUCUUUGUCAAAUAAAGUCAAAGAUGGGACUCCAUGCUCGGAGGAUAGCCGUAAUGUUUGUAUAGAUGGGAUAUGUGAGAGAGUUGGAUGUGACAAUGUCCUUGGAUCUGAUGCUGUUGAAGACGUCUGUGGGGUGUGUAACGGGAAUAACUCAGCCUGCACGAUUCACAGGGGUCUCUACACCAAGCACCACCACACCAACCAAUAUUAUCACAUGGUCACCAUUCCUUCUGGAGCCCGGAGUAUCCGCAUCUAUGAAAUGAACGUCUCUACCUCCUACAUUUCUGUGCGCAAUGCCCUCAGAAGGUACUACCUGAAUGGGCACUGGACCGUGGACUGGCCCGGCCGGUACAAAUUUUCGGGCACUACUUUCGACUACAGACGGUCCUAUAAUGAGCCCGAGAACUUAAUCGCUACUGGACCAACCAACGAGACACUGAUUGUGGAGCUGCUGUUUCAGGGAAGGAACCCGGGUGUUGCCUGGGAAUACUCCAUGCCUCGCUUGGGGACCGAGAAGCAGCCCCCUGCCCAGCCCAGCUACACUUGGGCCAUCGUGCGCUCUGAGUGCUCCGUGUCCUGCGGAGGGGGACAGAUGACCGUGAGAGAGGGCUGCUACAGAGACCUGAAGUUUCAAGUAAAUAUGUCCUUCUGCAAUCCCAAGACACGACCUGUCACGGGGCUGGUGCCUUGCAAAGUAUCUGCCUGUCCUCCCAGACCCGUGAUGCAGAGUUCCUAGAUUUUCUGUGCACAUUCUUCAAGGGGUGUUGGAAAGCAGCAGGCCGAGAGCCAGGCGCUACGCAGCAGACACACUAGCAUGGACAGUCUCUGGGGAGGCUGGGCCAGCGAGCAGGAGAGAAGGCAUCCCUGAUUCACACAGUGGGGCUGCUUGCAUUUGGAGUGGGGUCAGCCAGGACUAUUGAGCCCAGAAACGGGACCCAGCACAACUGGCCCCAGAAAGAGAACAUCUCCCUCAGAGUAUGACCACUAGCCUCAUUUUUCUCUUUUUUCUUGCCAAAAACAAGAAACAAAACAAAAUGAAUGAAAAUGAAAAAAAAAAUCUUCAUUAACCCUGUGUUUAUUAAGAAUAAAUAUGUUUUAGUGUCACGAUUUCUUUCAAGAUACUCACUGAGGCCUCAUUUUCGAGAGCACUGCACUCUGUUAAAGAAAACAUGGUGAAACGCUGCAGUCUUUUAAACCACGCUUUGAUUCUGAAAAUCGCAGAUGCUAAAUGUGUUGGACAUGAAAUUUAUGAAGAUGUCACUAAUUUAGAAUUUGUGAUUUUCAAUGACAGAGUUGGAUUGAAAUCUCCCCUUAUGCUGUCUCCCAGCAUGAGGUUUGCUAAUGUAAUUUAAAAGAACAGUCAAAUGUCAGUGGAAGGACAGAUGCUUCAGCCGCAUCACAGAAGAAAACCAGGCUUCCUCCCCAUUCACCAAGACAGCUUUUAUCAGGGAGAUAAUAUAUACUACAGCAUGUGUUCAGUUACUCGGCAGAUACUUACUGAGUGACAGACAGCCCAACACCUGCCACGGACUACAUGGUUUGGAAAUGGCCCCUGAGCUACAGGGCCAACGUGCUAGAGAGGGGCGCUUGCUCACCAGGCUGACCAGUGAACGCACAGAAUCAUUUCAAGGUUUGAAAUGAUUGCAGUCAUCAUAAAGGAAGACCACAGUCUCCUAGAAUGCACGGGUUUGUCUGGAUCCAAUGCAAGGCAAGAAUCCAUGCAAGAAUUCCUCUCUCAGCUCCAGCCACCCACAUUGUCCCAGAGUCUGAUUUUACUUUUACGCCAAAUGAAAUUCCAAUAAUUAGGAGUUUUUCGUUGUUUUGAUGCAUUUAUGAUAUAUUUCCUUAAUUUACAAAGACUAAGCUGGGUGUGGUGACUCACCCCUGUAAUUCUAACACUGUAGAAGGGUGAGGCAAGAAGAUCACUUGAGGAUAGGAGUUUGAAACCAGCCUGGGCAACACAGUGAGACCCCAUCUACACAAAUAGCAAUAAUUUUAAAAAUUAGCCAGGUGUGAUAGCAUGCACCUAUAGUCCUAGCUACUCAGGAGGCUGAGGCAGAAGGAUUGUUUGCACCUGGGAGGUCAAGGGUGCAGUGAGCUAUGAUCAUGCCACUGUCCUCCAGCCUAAGUAACAGAACAAGACUCUGUCUUAAAAAAAAGAAAAAAAAAAGACUAAAGAGAAGUAAAGAGAAGAAUCUGUUUAAAUUGCUAAAAUUCAACAUUUAAACUAAAUGUAGGUUUUUGUUUCUGACAUCUAUUAUUUCAGUGAACUUUUAUUACUUAGUCACCCCAUGAACAUUGUUUAAACCCUUCAUUGUAUUGUACUUUAAAGCCGUCUAUGAGAAGUCACAGCUCCCUGCCCCAGCCACCCCCCCAUCUCCAACCUCAAUGACCCAGUGCCAAGAAUUCCAGUGACUUUGGUUCUCCGUUCUGGUAUUCUGAUAUUUCGAAAUAACAUGCAUGAUAGCCGUUUUCUAUUGAUUGAUUUUAAAGAUUAUCCUAUUAUCCAUUGCAGGUGAGGACUUAGCCUUUUUGUGGCACCUUUUAUCAGUUUUAUAUCACUCAGCUCUCUUACCACCAAAUUCGCGUCCCUCCGUCCUGCUUAUGUGAUUAGAGCCCAUGGUUACUCAUUGUCAUCACUGCUUAUUAUUGUUGCUAGCUACACAGAGCUCCCUGAUUCUAUCUUCUUACAUGUAUAAAAUGUUAUUUGUCUAGAAGCUAAUGAUUGCCUGACUUUUGUUUGCUUAGGUUUGUUAUAUAAAUUCCAAAAGAUAUAUCAACUUCAUGGAUUCAUUUAACAAAUAUAAUUGAGUGUCUACUAUGUGUCAGGCCCUUGGGACACCUUAGUGAAUAAACAGACAAAGCUCCCUGUCCUGGAGGAGCAUGUGUUUAAGUUGGGGGUGACAGAGUCAACAAUAGAUACAGUGUUUAUUUAGACCGUAUGCUUAGACUUUAUGUUUAUUUCUAUUUUUGUUUAUUUAUAGAUGUUUGUAAAUAUAAUGUAUUUUAAAUGAUAGCACAUUUUAGAAAGUGAUAAGUGUCAUGGAUAGAAAUGAAAAAAAGGGGGAAAAAAACAAAUAAAAAGCCAACCAAACAAACAAACAAAAAACAAAACGAAGGGAGAAAGGGAGAUUAGAAUUCGAAGAGAAGGGGGUGCAGGUUGUAGGUAGACUGAAUAGAAAGUGCCAUUUGAACAAAGGUUAGGAGGAGGUGAGCAUGUGAAAUGUCCACGCUCUAUUUCCCCCACACAGGCCAAUCUCUCCAUCCCUUUUUCCCUGCACUCCUCAUUCCCAGUGCUGCCCUCCUUGUUCCAGCCCAGGCCUGUCACCCUGCUGGAGCUUCCUGUGUGUCUCUGCCAUGCUGAACACCCUGUUUGUGGAUGCCAGGCAUUGUCUGUCUGUGGGAAACACAGAAGCAAUCUUCUGACUGCCUCCAAGGCUUCUCAGCUAACAAAGAGUUAGAGAACAGGAUUCUGGGGUGGAAGUCACUUUCCCCAGGAGUUUUAGCGUAAUGUCCUUGACUCCCAUCCACUGUGGCUACUGAGAAGUCCAUUGUUCCUCUAAUCCCCAGUCCUUCAUUUGGAAACUGUCUUUUUUUCGUUUUCCUCUCCCCUUUCUGGAAGCUUUAGGGACUUUUACUUAUUCCUGGUCUCUUAUGUGCUUUAAUGACUUGGUAUUUUCACUCAUUUGCUGAGUCCACAGUGGUUCUUUUCAAUUUGGGGAAAAAAGAUUUUAUUAAUACUCUCCUUCAUUUGUUUAUGCUCUUGCCUUCUGAACUCUAACACAGUAGACAAAUGUUAUGAUGUUCUUGUGUUUUCUUUUCAGAUGUCCAUCUCUUUGUCUUUUUAUCUCGGAAGUUUUUUUGAAUUUUAUCUUCCAGGUUUUCUGCUUUUUGUUGUGCUUUUGUUUGUUUGCUUGUUUUAUACCUGAUUAUCCUCCUUUAUAUUUUCAAAUGCUCAUUUUAUUUUUUGGUCUUUGUUUCUUCUCUGUUAAGGCAUCCUGCUCUACUUGUUUCUCUAUAAAGAUACUAAAGUUGUUUAUUUUCCUUCCCUCCCUCCCUU